Messenger RNA from Drosophila busckii, 338 nucleotides. RefSeq lists its product as uncharacterized. The transcript has 2 exons. The record is from RefSeq and is a predicted model, not a curated record. The coding region runs from base 25 to 294 and encodes 89 amino acids. NCBI's taxonomy places the organism in Eukaryota, Metazoa, Arthropoda, Insecta, Diptera, Drosophilidae.
GGCAAACUGCAACACGAAGAGAUCAUGAAACUGCUAAUCUUUGCCUGUCUGCUGAGCCUGGCGCUGGGCCAUGAAGUUUACUAUACGCCGGGCUAUAGCUACUAUCCGGCGGCUGCUGCUGCUGGCGUUAGCUACACUCGAGCUGCUGCUGCCUUGCCGCUUGCCUACUCGCGGCUGGUGGCACCUGUGGCCGCCUCGCAUGUUUACCACAGCGUACAGACGCCCAGCUCCUUCCAGCAGCAAUAUCGCAGCGAGUACAAGCCGCAGCCUUUGACUUAUGAGUACAUCUAUUAGAUAUAGAAACACACACAAUUGUGAAAUCUGAAUAAACUUUUGUC